Messenger RNA from Penicillium brevicompactum, 543 nucleotides. RefSeq names its product peptidyl-tRNA hydrolase domain protein. Gene Ontology annotation, biological process: mitochondrial translational termination. Gene Ontology annotation, cellular component: mitochondrial large ribosomal subunit. The record is from RefSeq and is a predicted model, not a curated record. NCBI's taxonomy places the organism in Eukaryota, Fungi, Ascomycota, Eurotiomycetes, Eurotiales, Aspergillaceae. Gene Ontology annotation, molecular function: translation release factor activity. The transcript has 3 exons. The coding region runs from base 1 to 543 and encodes 180 amino acids.
AUGCAUUGCCGCUCUUGGCGCAUACAAUCCCUCUUUCCGAGGUUCUUGAGGGGAUUCGCCUCUCAAACAGACCAGGACGUCCAAGUUGCGAGGGAUUGGCUCAAGACCCUCAAUUCCAAAACCGUCCCUCGCCACAUUUGCGAGGUCUCGUUCAGUCGGUCCAGCGGUCCGGGCGGCCAGAAUGUGAACAAAGUGAACUCCAAAGCCACUUUAAAAGUCCCAUUGGGGUCCCUAUUGCCUUUGGUCCCAAGACUGCUUCACCAGCCCCUGCGCGACUCCCGUUACCACGCCGACCGAUCCCAGUCUUUGGUGAUUCAAGCCGACGAGGAACGAAAGCAGUCUAACAAUGUGGAGUCAUGUUAUGACAAGCUCUUUCAGUUGUUACAGACGUCGGCUAAGGCCGUCAUCCCCGGGGAAACUACCCGAGAGCAGCGAGACCGCGUCCACAAGUUGCAACGGGCACAGAACGAGGGUCGGAUCAAGGCCAAGAAGCAACACAGCGAGAAGAAAAGCAGUCGGCGGGGAAGUAAAUACGAUGAUUAA